Sinocyclocheilus rhinocerous is the source of this 642-nucleotide messenger RNA. RefSeq names its product H-2 class II histocompatibility antigen, A-K beta chain-like. Gene Ontology annotation, cellular component: membrane; MHC class II protein complex. The record is from RefSeq and is a predicted model, not a curated record. The transcript has 3 exons. Gene Ontology annotation, biological process: antigen processing and presentation; immune response. The annotation marks the transcript as partial. Lineage: Eukaryota; Metazoa; Chordata; Actinopteri; Cypriniformes; Cyprinidae.
UAUCAGUGCACCUAUAUUUCCCGUGAUCUUAGUGACGUGGAACUCAUUAUUUCAACUUCCUUUAAUAAAGCUGUACAAAUGCAAUUCAACAGCACUCUUGGAAAGUAUGUAGGGUUUACUGAGAUUGGAAUGAAAUGUGCACGCUUGUCGAACAAUAAACAAAUCUUGUCACAUUUAAGCAAUAUGGUACACAAAUGCAAACAUUAUGGAGAAAUUGGUUACCCAGCCAUUGUUAAUAAAUUGGUGCAACCCAAGAUCAAGCUUAGGCCAGUGAAACAGAAUGGCAGCAGCUCUCCUGCUGCAUUGGUGUGCAGUGCAUACGACUUCUACCCUGAACAGAUCAAAGUUUCCUGGCUGAGAGACGGUAAAGAGAUGACCACUGAUGUGGCGUCCAUCGAGGAGCUGGCUAAUGGGGACUGGUACUACCAGAUUCACUCCCACCUUGAAUAUACACCCAAAUCUGGAGAGAAGAUCUCCUGUAUGGUGGAGCAUGGUAGCUUCAAUAAACCUAUGAUCAUCGACUGGGAUGCCUCUAUCUCGGAGUCUGACGGGAAUAAAAUCUCUAUUGGAGCCUCUGGUCUGGUGCUGGACAUCACAGCAGCUGCUGGACUCAUGUACUACAAGAAAAAAUCAGCAGACUGA